This is a messenger RNA of Centropristis striata (black sea bass), 2911 nucleotides long. Its product is annotated as UBA_like_SF and PTH2 domain-containing protein. NCBI's taxonomy places the organism in Eukaryota, Metazoa, Chordata, Actinopteri, Perciformes, Serranidae. Gene Ontology annotation, cellular component: mitochondrion; cytosol. The record is from RefSeq and is a predicted model, not a curated record. Gene Ontology annotation, molecular function: protein binding; peptidyl-tRNA hydrolase activity. Bases 222 to 776 code for a protein of 184 amino acids. The transcript is spliced from 7 exons.
UGUAGAGCAGACUUGACAAGAGGCAGAAUCCUGCGCCAACCAACACAAGGGUCCAAAAUGGAGUAAGACUGAAGACUGCAGUCGGGAAUCCCAUUGAAUGUAAUUUUACAUUCAAAUAGAAAUUGUUGGUCGCAGGAGAAAAUUAAGACUUGUACAAGCCGCGGGGGAAUCUCCAUUGUUGUUGCUGCUGUCAGUGAGCUGUGAGAACACAACAGUGAAGAAUGGAGCCAUCAGAGCAGUCAGGCCCGGACUCCGGCUCUCAGGAUGUCAACCCUGUUUUCCUGCAGCAGCUCAGAGAGCUGGACAUCCCAGAGGAGGCAGCCAAACAGGCGCUUCUACACACUCGGAACGUGUCUGCCGAGGAGGCAGCAAUGUACUACUUCAACAAGCUGGAGAAUGAGGAGGAGGGAGACGAUGACCUCAUGUUCAAGAUGGUGUUUGUUGUGAACAUGGACCUUGCCAUGGGUGUUGGAAAGGUGGCGGCCCAGGUGGGUCAUGCUGCUGUGGGUCUGUACCAGGCUCUACAGGAGAAGAACAGCUGGAGGGAGAUGGCCUGGAAGUGGGACCACAGUGGAGCCAAGAAGGUAGUGGUCCAGGGCACCAACGUGGCCCAUCUACUGGAGCUGCAGGCCCUGGCUAUGAGCCUCAGCCUGCCCACUUACCUGGUCCAGGAUGCAGGGCUUACCCAGGUGGAAUCUGGUUCCCGCACUGUCCUGGCCAUCAUGGGGGAGGAAGAGAUGGUGAACAACGUCACUGGGAGUCUUAAGCUGCUCUGAGGGGCUCAACCCCACUCUGGGGGAGGCAUUGCUCAGCAGUGCCACAGUGCGUCCAGCAGAGGGAAGCAUUUCCCACCGGCAGGGAGUCUUGGCAUGCAAGCGUGUAACAACCUUUUAAAAAGACGUGAAGAAUGACGGAGAUCGAGACAUGUCCCAACACAAGAAAACAAACACCAUCAGCCAUUUGUUUCCCUUUCAUUCUUUGUCUGAGCCGCUGAGUCGGCUGUUGAGAGCAGGAGGGGAGAGAGACUGGUUGUUCACAGGAGAACGAGGCAAAGGCAGUUGAUUUUGUUUUUCUUUUGACCUUUCUCUUUUUCAAACAGGCUACCUACUUAGAAGAGAGUCUUAAUAGAGUCUUAAUCAAUUUUCAAACACAUCUAGUCUAUUGUCCAGUUUAGGUAUGGCAAAAAAAUUCAAGUACUUUUGGUUGUUCAACAAUAUUGUAGUUAUUCUUAUUCAAGAGGCAGUGUACAGUAGACUAAUACAUAAUGUUAUUAUAAUACCCAUAGCACAUGUAGUAUUUCCCAACUGGAUUCACUACUCCUGAGUGAAGGGUCACUUAUAAACUGAUAAUAUUUGAACAUUCAUUUUUGACGUUGAAAUGAUUUUGUGUCUGUAUGCAACUAUUCUUCCAAAGAUCCCUACCCUAUAGAAUCAGAAACAUUACUCAUUAUUGAUAAAUGGCUAUAUUUUGUAUACACAAGCCUGUUGGGAGCCAUAUACUGUAUAAUCUUUGGUGUGCCAUCCUAAACAGUAUGCACAGUUACUGGACUUUGUAUGUUUUUUUUGUGUGCAAAAAGGGACAAGAUCCUAUGUUAUAAUAUUUGAAUUAAUUGGUAGAAUUUGACAGUGGGUGAUAUGUUCUGUGGAGCCAAAAUGUCAUGUAGUCAAGUUCUGUGCAGGGCCUAACUAUAUGCACUCUGACUGCUUGUGGUGGAUAGUUUACACCAACGAAGUUCAUCAAUUUACAGCUUGACAAAAUACAGAUAAUUGUGUGUAGGACAAUUAUGGACUUGGUGAUUAAUAAUCUUAAUACACAAAGAAUGAUUUGUGAGUUGUUGUGUGUCUGUGUUGUCACUAACAAAUAUUUGUGGGCAUGAGCUACCACUCCCAGAUUCUUAGUUUAAUGUCAAGGAUUUUAUUUGUCAGAAAUAUUAAAAAUGGCAGUGGCAUGCAUGCCAUGUGAAAUGUACAUUUUAAAAGACAGUUGGAAUCCCAAAGUUAUGUCAAUUUUAGUAACAUAUCCUCACUUUGAUACUUCCUAUGUUAUACAGUCAUUUGUGUGAGUGCUUCAGACUAUGGAGACAAUUAAAACGCCUCCAGCUUAAGUGACAUCUUGAAUCAUGUUUUCACCUUGCAGACUGGAACAUACAGACUAUGCAUAUAAAAGUGAUAUGCUGGAGCUGUGGCAGUGAGGAGUGUGGGGGAGGGUUGAACACACAGCCAUAUUGCAGUGCGUGGUUUGGACUGGCCAUGUAGACAUGGCUCUUUCAUCCUGCCAUGAGUCCGGCUGGGAAACGUGUGUAUAUAUAUCUCACCCUGUGUUACCAUGAAUUCAUGGAGGAAACUUGUUUUUUCUCGUAGGAGAAAGGAGAAAAUCCUUGAUUAACUGAUGUAAAUGGGGGCUGCAUUUAACAACAGCAAAAGUAUAUCAAAAUAUCUACAACUCAUGCAGUAUAAUUCAGUCUCAUCAAGUGGUGGAAAAAGUAUUUAGAUCCCUUACUUAAGUAAAAGUACUAUAUAUUGCUAUAUUUUUACUUAAGUAAAAGUACUAUAUAUACUUGUGAAAUGAUUAGUAACGGUAGCAUCAAACAUAGUCGAUAUAAAACACCUAGGCCCCACAGCAACCGAUGAGGCUAAAAUUGAACUAAUUUCCUUAAGUUAUUAAAAGAAUAGGCUUUCGUCAGUGGCUUAGCCUACCUAUUAUAAAUCCAUGUAAAGUAUCUGGUUAGACUGAUUCAAUAUGACCGUGCCUAAUUAUUAAGACGUUCAUUCAACAACAUCAUUAGGAUGAUCUGGCACUACAUUAAGUAUUUGUCUUGUGUAUUUUACCUACAAUAGGAGCCUAGUGCAACAUCCGUAUCACUGUUUGUUCGGCCUAUACCGUCACCAAUAAAUACCCAUAUGCAAAUGCA